Molecule: messenger RNA, 1045 nt
Organism: Colletotrichum phormii
Lineage: Eukaryota; Fungi; Ascomycota; Sordariomycetes; Glomerellales; Glomerellaceae
Exons: 4
Coding region: 55-1023 (322 amino acids)
Source: RefSeq, a predicted model, not a curated record
CGAGAGCCUCACAUAUACAUCGAUAUAUGAGAAUCUCUAUGCUCGUCCUCCACGAUGCCUCCCACGCAUAAGGGAAGGCAAGCCAGUCCUGGCCCGAUCGCGCCUGCCAAUGCUACGACGCCCAACGAACGCUUCUCAGUUUAUCAGUUGAAAGUCAUCGAUGUCUGCCUUCGCCAGACCGGAUUCGACUUUCGAGGCUAUGCUUGCGGCCCCGUUGCCGAAGAUGAAUGGGAUGCCCUCAAGCUCCUUCACCUUGAUUUCGCACUUCCAACAGCCGAUCCUAGCUUGACUACGACUGCAUCUCGUCUUUGCACCAUCAUCCAUGCUGCUGCUCAAUGUCUCGAAGGCGCUGACUACACCGUUCGUGAUGCAACAUUCUGGGAGGAAGUGAAGAAGCUUCUGUCCGACGACAGCACCUUCCAGGCGGCUUUCACCUCCGACUUUGUCAAGUUCGACACCGUUCUCUACCGAUAUUACUCAGCAUUUGUGACCUUCAGGGACCAGAACCCUGGCAUGUCUCGCACACUUAUCAAGGAGCCUUAUACUACCAGUGCCGAGAGCAAAGCGGAAGAUAUCAUGGAACUCAAUGGAACCACUGUCGAACCCCACCUCUCCUCCAAGAACGAACUCCUUGCGGCAACGGAUGAGUACAUUCGACAGACUCCCAAGCUGGAGGAAACUUACAAGGAAGCUUACAACAAGGGAAAGCGCGAGGGUGAAAGUGCGUCCAGGAUCAAGCUCCAAGAAUUGAGAGAUCAGAUACGGAAGGAAGAGACCGACUUGUUCACACUGAACAGGACAACUAUGGAUCGAAAUCGCCAGGUGAUACAGGAGAACAAGUGCAUCACAAAGGAAUUUGAAGAUCUGCGUGCUGAAAACUAUGAGCUUCGCAGACUCAACAAAGAGCUCAUUGAGCUCCGAGAGGCAUCGCCGAAGCAGAUCACAGCCAACAGGCCGGAAGAAAGCACUGGGAAGGGACAAAAUGACUUUGCUUUCGGUGAAGUGAUUGACCUGUUGGGUUAAAACUUCGAUAACUGGUUUCUGG